Messenger RNA from Musa acuminata subsp. malaccensis (wild Malaysian banana), 1088 nucleotides. RefSeq lists its product as uncharacterized. The record is from RefSeq and is a predicted model, not a curated record. Lineage: Eukaryota; Viridiplantae; Streptophyta; Magnoliopsida; Zingiberales; Musaceae.
GAGUGGCUGCUCGCGUUCUUUUGUGUCGGCGGGUCUGCCGAUCCCCACCGCUGAGCUCGAUCCUCUGCAGGACAAGGGAAGCAUGAUAGUGUCGGGGAAGAGCUUUGCCCCUCGUUUCAGGUGGUUUCCCCACCUGCUCCCAUGCAGCAGUAACCGGAGGCUACUCAAACCUGCACGGGCGAAGAAAGAGAACAUUGGAGGAGACUCCCAAGCAGGAGAAACAACCUUCUCCCUGAGGGCAUCCAAAGCUGUUCUUGCCAGAUCUGCUGUUGUCCUAUUUGGACUGGGAUUCCUUGAUGCUGGGUACAGUGGGGACUGGUCUAGAAUUGGUGUGAUCUCAAAGGAGACUGAAGACUUGCUGAAGAUUGCAGCCUAUUUGAGUUUGUCAAACUCUAAUCUUCUAACCAAUACAUAGGAAGGAAGAAUGCACAAAAGAUGAGAAUAAUACAAUCACAAGACUGCUUUGAAAUCCAUUUUACGAGACCGCGAAAUGGGAGAAGAUAACGUAUGCUCUCGAUCUAUAACCUCUCCGAGGGUCAUCAUCACGGCGAAGAACCCCCAGCUUUUCCUUAUCUGCACAUUCGCAACAAGGAAUUCCUUUGGGAGAAAUUUUCCACACAAAAUGGAAGCACAAAAACCUCAAUCCGAAAAGCCCCGGUCAGUUGAUCAAGCCAUGGCCUCAUGCCGAAAGAAGAAAUCGGAGGAAGCUAGCUUUUUGGAGGAUCUGAGAGACCAUAUGGAUGAAUUCAUUAAUGCCUCUAUGGAUGAGCACAAAUCUUGCUUUAAAAAGACUAUCCAAAAGAUGUUUGGAAUGUCAAAGAGUGUUGCACAGAGGACUUCAGAAACCAAAGAAGUGGAAAGUUCUGUGCCACUUGAGACCACCGUGGUUCAGUGACUGUGGAAAGGUGCUUCUGCUUCUGUUACUUCCUGCACGACUAGUAAUAGUUUUGGAUUGCUGGUUUAUGUUCUGCACAGCUCUAUUGUUUAGAUGAUAUACAUUAGUAGAUCUGCAGUUAUUUCUGAUAAAAUGUUAGCUCCCACUACUGUACAAAUUCUGUCAUAAAUUUUGUGGUUUUCAUGGUUUUAUA